This is a messenger RNA of Dicrocoelium dendriticum, 1794 nucleotides long. The record is from the annotation of a GenBank genome assembly. NCBI's taxonomy places the organism in Eukaryota, Metazoa, Platyhelminthes, Trematoda, Plagiorchiida, Dicrocoeliidae.
AUGGCUGAUGAUGAUGAUGAUGAUGAUGAUGAUGAUGAUGAUGAUGAUGAUGAUGAUGAUGAUGAUGAUGAUGAUGAUGAUGAUGAUGAUGAUGAUGAUGAUGAUGAUGAUGAUGAUGAUGAUGAUGAUGAUGAUGAUGAUGAUGAUGAUGAUGAUGAUGAUGAUGAUGAUGAUGAUGAUGAUGAUGAUGAUGAUGAUGAUGAUGAUGAUGAUGAUGAUGAUGAUGAUGAUGAUGAUGAUGAUGAUGAUGAUGAUGAUGAUGAUGAUGAUGAUGAUGAUGAUGAUGAUGAUGAUGAUGAUGAUGAUGAUGAUGAUGAUGAUGAUGAUGAUGAUGAUGAUGAUGAUGAUGAUGAUGAUGAUGAUGAUGAUGAUGAUGAUGAUGAUGAUGAUGAUGAUGAUGAUGAUGAUGAUGAUGAUGAUGAUGAUGAUGAUGAUGAUGAUGAUGAUGAUGAUGAUGAUGAUGAUGAUGAUGAUGAUGAUGAUGAUGAUGAUGAUGAUGAUGAUGAUGAUGAUGAUGAUGAUGAUGAUGAUGAUGAUGAUGAUGAUGAUGAUGAUGAUGAUGAUGAUGAUGAUGAUGAUGAUGAUGAUGAUGAUGAUGAUGAUGAUGAUGAUGAUGAUGAUGAUGAUGAUGAUGAUGAUGAUGAUGAUGAUGAUGAUGAUGAUGAUGAUGAUGAUGAUGAUGAUGAUGAUGAUGAUGAUGAUGAUGAUGAUGAUGAUGAUGAUGAUGAUGAUGAUGAUGAUGAUGAUGAUGAUGAUGAUGAUGAUGAUGAUGAUGAUGAUGAUGAUGAUGAUGAUGAUGAUGAUGAUGAUGAUGAUGAUGAUGAUGAUGAUGAUGAUGAUGAUGAUGAUGAUGAUGAUGAUGAUGAUGAUGAUGAUGAUGAUGAUGAUGAUGAUGAUGAUGAUGAUGAUGAUGAUGAUGAUGAUGAUGAUGAUGAUGAUGAUGAUGAUGAUGAUGAUGAUGAUGAUGAUGAUGAUGAUGAUGAUGAUGAUGAUGAUGAUGAUGAUGAUGAUGAUGAUGAUGAUGAUGAUGAUGAUGAUGAUGAUGAUGAUGAUGAUGAUGAUGAUGAUGAUGAUGAUGAUGAUGAUGAUGAUGAUGAUGAUGAUGAUGAUGAUGAUGAUGAUGAUGAUGAUGAUGAUGAUGAUGAUGAUGAUGAUGAUGAUGAUGAUGAUGAUGAUGAUGAUGAUGAUGAUGAUGAUGAUGAUGAUGAUGAUGAUGAUGAUGAUGAUGAUGAUGAUGAUGAUGAUGAUGAUGAUGAUGAUGAUGAUGAUGAUGAUGAUGAUGAUGAUGAUGAUGAUGAUGAUGAUGAUGAUGAUGAUGAUGAUGAUGAUGAUGAUGAUGAUGAUGAUGAUGAUGAUGAUGAUGAUGAUGAUGAUGAUGAUGAUGAUGAUGAUGAUGAUGAUGAUGAUGAUGAUGAUGAUGAUGAUGAUGAUGAUGAUGAUGAUGAUGAUGAUGAUGAUGAUGAUGAUGAUGAUGAUGAUGAUGAUGAUGAUGAUGAUGAUGAUGAUGAUGAUGAUGAUGAUGAUGAUGAUGAUGAUGAUGAUGAUGAUGAUGAUGAUGAUGAUGAUGAUGAUGAUGAUGAUGAUGAUGAUGAUGAUGAUGAUGAUGAUGAUGAUGAUGAUGAUGAUGAUGAUGAUGAUGAUGAUGAUGAUGAUGAUGAUGAUGAUGAUGAUGAUGAUGAUGAUGAUGAUGAUGAUGAUGAUGAUGAUGAUGAUGAUGAUGAUGAUGAUGAUGAUGAUGAUGAUGAUGAUGAUGAUGAUGAUGAUGAUGAUGAUGAUGAGAGAACUGAGAACUGA